AUAAUAUUUAAAAAGCAAAAAUGUGCUCUAAGAAAGUGCGCGAGUGGCUCGUCAUGCUCACCAUGGAGAAGUAUGUGAGCUGCUUUUCCGAACGUGGGUACACAACCAUUGCCCAGUGCAAGCAGAUUCUGAGCAGCGACCUCAUGCUGUUGGGCAUCGACGACCCGAACCAUCGCCAGCUACUGAUAACAGGCGUGCAGCUGCUCAUCAAUUCGCCGGAGCUCUUCGAUUGCCACGAGCCCUGCGAGCUGCACUUUGAAGAUGACAGCCACGAGUUGGCCGACGAUUUUAUGGACUCCUGUCAAGUGGACUUGCCAUCUGUGGAUAGCGAACCGAAUAAUGAUGGCGAUUUGAUGUCGCUAUCUUUUGACUCCCUGGACCAGUUUGCUCUUAAUAUAUCGGCUAGUUUCACAUGCGUCGCCUGUCCACAUCUCAAAUUCAGCGAACUGUACGAGCUGGAUCAGCACAUAGCUGAACAGAGAGAGAGUAAUGAUCCCUCGGCCUUCGAGCAUAGGUAUGGCGCUGUCUUCAGCAGUGACAAUAUAGUGCCAGUUGAAGCAAUUAAGCCCACUCUAAUAAUGGACUAA
This is a messenger RNA of Drosophila navojoa, 587 nucleotides long. RefSeq lists its product as uncharacterized. Gene Ontology annotation, molecular function: protein binding. NCBI's taxonomy places the organism in Eukaryota, Metazoa, Arthropoda, Insecta, Diptera, Drosophilidae. The record is from RefSeq and is a predicted model, not a curated record.